AUGAUCGAUAAAAUAAAGCAGCGUUACAAUCACACCUGGAUAAAGCAAGAGGAAAAUUGCCUAAAACUGAGAUCUAAGCUGAGAAGGAAGUGCAAUGGCUUCGACACGGCCAUCGUCACCCAGGAAAACACUCCGAUUGGAUCAAGGCUUGUGUACGACGCCGACUGGAAGAAGAACCUUAGGGUUACCCCGAAGAUAUUCCACGUCUUUACAAAGGAGAAUCCUUUUGUGGGUAAAAAAUUGAGAACAUGCGCUCUAGUUGGGAACGGCGGUAUCUUGACUGACAGCAAGUGUGGAAAGAGCAUCGAUUCAGCUGAGUUUGUUCUGAGGUGCAAUCUACCGCCUUUGAAAAGUGACUAUCAAGAACACGUGGGCAUCAAGACUGAUAUUGUGACAGCAAACCCAAGCAUUCUCCUAAGGAAAUAUGAGUCUCUAAUGAAUCGUCGCCGUCCAUUUGUGGAGAGUCUGCAAAGCUACGGAAACGCUUUGCUUGUCUUUCCUGCCUUUUCCUAUAGCUUUAAUACAGAGGUGUCCCUGCGUGCCGCCUACACUAUUGAGGACUCUGAUAGCCCUGCUCAACCCGUCUUCUUCAACCCUGGGUACCUUCGCAAUCUGUCCAUAUUCUGGAGAAGCGAGGGCUUAAAACCAAGACGUCUCAGCACUGGCUUUAUCAUGACAAGCUUAGCACUGGAAAUAUGUGACCAUGUGGAACUGUAUGGGUUCUGGCCCUUCAGUAAUCACCCAUAUGAACUGUAUCCCCUGUCUAAUCACUACUACGAUGACAUGAAGGUUUCGCCAAUGCACGCCAUGCCUGCUGAGUUUAACGUCUUGUUGAAGCUGCACAGUGAGGGUGUGCUCAAGCUUCAUCUGGGAAAUUGCUGA
Messenger RNA from Scomber japonicus (chub mackerel), 882 nucleotides. RefSeq names its product alpha-2,8-sialyltransferase 8F-like. Bases 1 to 882 code for a protein of 293 amino acids. Lineage: Eukaryota; Metazoa; Chordata; Actinopteri; Scombriformes; Scombridae. The transcript has 5 exons. Gene Ontology annotation, biological process: oligosaccharide metabolic process; N-glycan processing. Gene Ontology annotation, molecular function: alpha-N-acetylneuraminate alpha-2,8-sialyltransferase activity. The record is from RefSeq and is a predicted model, not a curated record.